AUGGAUAUGGAAGACAUGUUUAAAGCACAAUGGGCUUACUUUAUAUGGGCCAAGCUGCUAAAUGCAUGUUAUGAAAUCAAAGGACAUUAUUUGAAUGCUACUGCGGGGACAUGCGAAGAAAUGAUAAAAAGGGCUGUAUUUGCGAGAGAAUUAGGAGUUCCUAUCGUAAUGCACGACUACUUAACAGGUGGAUUCACUGCAAAUACUUCCUUGGCUCAUUAUUGCCGAGAUAAUGGUUUACUUCUUCACAUUCACCGCGCAAUGCAUGCAGUUAUUGAUAGACAGAAGAAUCAUGGUAUGCAUUUUCGUGUACUAGCUAAGGCGUUACGUAUGUCUGGGGGAGAUCAUAUUCACGCUGGUACCGUAGUAGGUAAACUUGAGGGGGAAAGAGAGAUCACUUUGGGAUUUGUUGAUUUAUUGCGUGAUGAUUUUGUUGAAAAAGAUCGAAGCCGCGGUAUUUAUUUCACUCAAGAUUGGGUCUCUUUACCUGGUGUUAUACCUGUAGCUUCCGGGGGUAUUCAUGUUUGGCAUAUGCCUGCUCUGACCGAGAUCUUUGGAGAUGAUUCCGUACUACAAUUCGGUGGAGGAACUUUAGGGCACCCUUGGGGAAAUGCGCCUGGUGCUGUAGCUAAUCGAGUAGCUCUAGAAGCAUGUGUGCAAGCUCGUAAUGAGGGACGUGAUCUUGCUCGCGAGGGUAAUGAAAUUAUCCGUGAAGCUUGCAAAUGGAGUCCUGAACUAGCUGCUGCUUGUGAAGUAUGGAAGGAGAUUAAAUUUGAAUUCCCAGCAAUGGAUACUUUGUAAUCUACUAAUUGACGUUCGUUCUCUUAAUUGAAUUGGAAUUAAACUCGGCCCAAU
Molecule: messenger RNA, 855 nt
Organism: Mercurialis annua (annual mercury)
Lineage: Eukaryota; Viridiplantae; Streptophyta; Magnoliopsida; Malpighiales; Euphorbiaceae
Product: ribulose bisphosphate carboxylase large chain-like
Exons: 2
Coding region: 1-801 (266 amino acids)
Molecular function (GO): ribulose-bisphosphate carboxylase activity; magnesium ion binding
Source: RefSeq, a predicted model, not a curated record